GCGGUCGCAGACACGCGACACGACUCCGUUAAUUUUAAUAAUUAAUUUUUUUCUACAACUCUAUCUCGUGGUGUCUUUUCGAGCAGACGACGAAAUGGAAGAGGAUCAGCGGAGUUCCGUGGCGGUGAAGAAGUUGAAGGCCCUGCACGACGGCAAGCUGGCGACUGACGUCAUUUUCGUCAUCGGCGCGGAUGAUGAAAUAACCGAGGAGAUUGCGGCCAUCAAGUCUGAUUUGGUGCUCAGCAGUGAGUACUUUGGGCGGCUCUUCAGCAGCACCUGGACGCCGCCAAACGAGACUAAAAUCAGGCUCAGGAACAUCGACGGAUCCACCUUCCUUCUGAUUGUCGAGUUCUGCACGCUGAGUGGACAGCUAGUGUCCGACGUUGGCAGCCUGGAAGAGUGCCUCCGGUUGGCUCGGGCGGCGGACGAAUUUCUCAUUCGCGAUUUGAGCUGUCUCUGCGCCCAAAUGCUCGAGGACAGUUUCCUCAGCGUGGACAACGUGUGGAAAGUGAUGAACAAGCACUACCAGAUCAACGCCAUUACGUCACCCUGCCUGAAGUUUCUCAGUUCCAAGUCGGAGCAGUGUCUGCAGCAUCCGAGCUUCAUGGAUGCUCGGUGCGAGGCGGUGCAGCUCUUCCUCUCCCUGAAAAAGAUGAACAUUUCUUCCGAACUGGAGCUGCUGGACGCUUGUCUUCGCUUCCUCGAACCCCACUCUCUUUACCUAGGGAAAAAUUCCGGAAGUAUUUCCUGCCUGAGCUGCGUCUGCUGA
Molecule: messenger RNA, 769 nt
Organism: Cloeon dipterum
Lineage: Eukaryota; Metazoa; Arthropoda; Insecta; Ephemeroptera; Baetidae
Exons: 4
Coding region: 95-769 (224 amino acids)
Molecular function (GO): protein binding
Source: RefSeq, a predicted model, not a curated record